AUGCCGAUGCCUCGGCGGCCAGGCCUUGGCCGCCGCGAUCAUCGAGAACCGAAGUCUGCAGUGCCUUCGUGUCGACAAAUCCCUUCACAACACACCUGGUGGCAAGGCUCUGAUAGAGGCGGAGAAGGUGAAGAGAGAGCGGGGCGAGAGGUUUGGGAUUGA
Molecule: messenger RNA, 162 nt
Organism: Cladocopium goreaui
Lineage: Eukaryota; Dinophyceae; Suessiales; Symbiodiniaceae
Source: the annotation of a GenBank genome assembly